AAACUUGUUCAUUAUGUCCGCAACCAACAAAAACGUAAACCAAAAAGGUAAUACACAUUGAUAUUAAGUUCGAUGUAACUAAAAUAGCUUCAUACCUUAGCCCCUAACGAUAUCAACAUCGAUAUCGACACAUAGAGCAUAAAACGUAAGCAAUAUAUCAUCCCAUAUUUUUUCAGUCUUCCAUACAUUACUACGUUUUACUAUUGGCUUGCUGCUAAGAACUAACGAGGAAACAAAGCAGUUUUGUGUGCAAAUUACGAAAUAUUUUUUCCAUAUCUGUGCAGGAACUUUCAUUGGAAUGUACUUUCUUAACGUUAUCACGCAUUUAACAUAGACGAUAAUGAUAAGGCUUAAAGCAAUGACCCCUGAUUUAUUCACUAAGCGACUCAGCUGUCCAAGUUACUGUAUCAUGGCGUGCUGUUGCUUAACAAAAAUAUAAAAUACGAGAACGCACAUUUCGGGAAAGUUAUUGUCAACUUGAGAUGCAUGGAUCGACGUUUUUCUCAAGGAAAAUAAUUAUUAUUCGAUUGUAUUUCAAUGUUUUUGCUAUACAUGUACGUUUUAUAAGUUAUAUUAAUCGGUAGUAAACUCACAAUCGAGCGCUUAUCUUAGAGCACCUAUUACAUCUUAGUGAACUAACAUAGCCAAAUAAAUGUUUGUUAUACAUUUCAUUAUUUUUUUAUACGUUGCUACAAAUAAUCUCUGUUUGUUUAUUACACAUUUGCAGUCCACAUUCUCAAGUGGCUAAGCUCCGUCAAUUCACUUUCGUUGGAUGCCGCGCGCGCGAAACUUGUCCGUUCAGACCGCUCUUCGCGGGCCAACUCAAAGCAGACGACGGCGUUAAGUGAUGUUGCGCCGGAAUCCUUGCUAUGAUCGUCACUAACUGCGCCACAGUGUUUCUAUCCCCAUACGGUCGGAGCGGUGCGAAGUGUCCGCGAUUUAAUGUGGCCAAUCAAAAUCCUUCUGCUGUUUUAGACUUUACAAGUUGGAUAUGAUCCAAGUACAAUGUGUUAUUUAGUAGAUAGAUCUUAGUACUUGUUUACAGUUGAGUUCCUGCACUCGUUCUUCAUGUUUUCCUCUCCGCUUCUCUCUACAGACGGCAAACUCACCAUCUGCUUUCAGCAUAUUCUGCGUGGUGUCUGCUAUGGUCCGCCGCAGCCGCGGCUUUGAUACUCAUUUAUAGUGGCUUACUCCGCGAUGAUUUCGGGGCCCUUAGCCUUGACAGUUUCAUUUCACUGUAUCUAUUUACGGCACAGUAACGAGUAACCUAGGCGAGCAUCAAUCUUACGAUAGGCCAUUAACGUUUGACACGGCUGACCUGGCUUCUUUGGCCAAUACGCAGAGUUUCUCUAUUAAUGCUAUCGUCGCUAUCCACCACUGCUGCCCCGUCGCACGCGCCUGUGAGCGAAGCUCCACUGGAGAAACUGUUCGUGACUCCUAGUUAUUCACUAGCUAGCUCUCUCUUUUUUUGCUUCUGAUACAGACUAGUAACUGCGUUAUCGAAGUGGUACGAGCAGCCCUCAGGUAGAGUAUCCAGUACGUACUGAGAGCACCGAGACCUUUCGCGCUGGCUUUGCUUCUACCGCUCCCCUUGCCAACGGCCGCAGCGGCAGGCAGCAGCCGCCGCUGUUGUCGUCGUCGUCGUCGUCGUCGUCGUCGUAGUCGUCUUCAUCGUCGUGAGUGCGGAAUUUAAGAUGGCCGCGCACAGUGGAGGAUCAGAGAGGCUGCAACAGCAUCAGCAGUAGCAACAUCAGCCGCAGCAGUAGAUGAACAUCAUCAUCAGCCAUCGUGCCCAUAGCGGAGUGAUCGCAGCUUUCCGUAAGAGAUAACUUGCGCCCAACAGACCGAUAUAAACAGCUACACAGACAAGCCGAUACACUCCCGCUGCGGGCCACAGUGGCGUUCGCUGUGGAGAGUGAUUGCAGAGGCACUAGUGGUGCCAUCCGUGGCCGGUGCUCGAUGAUUGCUAGCUGGUCGUGAUCUAGCUAAGCUAGUAGUUCACUGCUCAGAGAGUUGUUCUUGGUCUAAAAGAAACCUAUCAGUACAGCAACGGUCUCGUGUGCGACGUACAAACUUACGUUCGAAAUGCACGCUGGUGGUGGUGGCAGUGGUGCUGCUGCUGCUACUGCUACUGCCGCUGCGAUCCGUUACUUUACUGUUGGUACGGUCGAAUUGAUCGGCUGAACGCCGCUGUUCUGGAUCAGCUCGGAUGUUGCGUGCUGCUCCUACCGGUUUCCUUCUCGAUAUACUGAAACUGUUUGUCUCCGGCAGCAUAAAAGCGAACAAGCCAAUCGCUAGCGUUUCAUUGUUGUCGUCCCACAAAAGAUUGACGUUAUUGUUUUGGUCGUUGUCAGCACCAGCAAAGUACUAUGUCUGAAGACAGUUAGCUUAUUGUUGUUAUGCUGUUACAAGGUGAAUGGGGGAACGAUAGAGGUGUACGGAGCAGAGGGUUCUUUUGCUAUUACUUAAGAGUUUCCCCCGUGCGCAGUCAUUGUUCGUUGUCCUCACGUAUCGAGUCCGCAGAGCGGUUACUGCAUUGUGCUCGAGACGGUGCUACAAGAGUGCAAAUCACGUCUAUUUAUCGGUUUUGUUGCGGUGACACCGGGGAAGCAAGCAACUACUACUAGAGUGUUAGAGUCUAGAACAUUCACACUCACGCAGAUCUGCUAAACUGCGGAACGGUUGUUAAGCGGGGCAAAACGGGACGAUACGAAACGAGAUAGGACGGUAGGAGACAGCUGUCGACUCAACAAUAACAGCAGCUGAUGGUGACGAUUGUCGACAAUUCGACGUGUUGCGAGCGCUUAGAAACGACGUAUCGGCUACGGAAUCAUCCUUGUCGUGUGUUUAGUUACUAUAUUACUGUGCAGAUGGAAUGAAUGUUUCGCCGUGUAUGUGCAUUUGUGGGUAUGUGUGCGAUGGUGAACGACAACAGUAAGCUCCGGAGUUAUUGUCUGGUGUCAGACUUUUGUUUUUCCGUAACGGUGCAAAAAGUAACUUGGAUCAAGUUCGUGUUGUGAGAAGCACGUCAUCAUUCUUCAUUAUAGAAUAAUCAAGGCGAAAGUGAAGACGUGUCAGUGCGAUACUGUACAGAACGUGGCUGAUUUGCGUUCGAAUCUGUUUUUGUUUGGGUCUAUUCUUCGUUGUUCGAUCGAAUGAAUGACUCAUUGGCUUUUGGAGUAAAGCCUAGAAAGGUGCUCGCAACAGUUGACUUAGCGGUUCCUAUUGCAGCUAGCGGCUUUACCGGCGUAGCCUGUCGUCAUUUUUGUACUUCAGAUCGGCGCGUUCACCCUAAGCGACCUGUUCGCGUUCUCGAUUUUUUCAAAUGUUGUGUGUCGUUGUUGUUGUUGUUGUUAUUGUUGUUGUCGCCCUACAGCAUUUGUUAACUUUCUUCUCGCGACUCUAGAGAUAGAUAGAAGGCAAAUAUUGCCGAAACGAGACGGAUAGGCAUUCACAUGAGUGUUUCUUUCACCGUCAGCUAACAGCUCUAAUCAGCGAGAGGAAAUCAGCCCACCUGCAACUACCAUGGAACAACAGUCUCUAGUAGUAGCAAUACCACCGGCGCCAACAUCAACAGCUUUAACUACAGACGCCCACGACAGCCUUGUAAACCCUUCGUCGUUUUCUAACCCCGCUAACUUAUCUUCCAGCAAUAGCUUCUACCAGCCUUACUACUGUGUCUUUGACUAGCAUUUGUUCUGGUCGGAAUACUGAUCUGGAUGCUCGUUGUCGGCGCGACCGAAAUCCUACGGGCGGUUGUCGUCCGAUCCCAAAUCGUUGUCAUUUUCCACGUCUACGUUGCCAAGCGCAAUCUUAGCUCUAGCAGCUGGUCUGCUACAGGUAAUUCUUGGAAAACUAAUAGUGUUGCUGCUCCAAUCAGACGAGGUAGUAAAACAAGUGCUUACAGUUUCGAAUGGUACCAGAAGAAGAAAAACGAAAACGAAGAAAAUACCAGCAGUAAAAGCAUCUGCAGUGUUAUUGAACGGUGGGGCAGAGAGCUCGCCCUAACUACGAUAACGUUGAUAAAAACGUCUACGAGGACCAUCAUUAGCUAUAUACACACAGUCUUAAGCGUUACAACGACGACUACUGCGAUUGCCAACAAUAGCGUCGCCACAACGGACAUCACCUCUGUGGACAAACUCGUCCCCAACAUCAGCUCCAUUAGCAGCAGCAGUGCUUAUAGUAAAAGCGGUUACGUUACUGUUUCGUUCCAGGGUCUAACUAACUACCGUCUUCAAGGACCGCAACGCUACCAAGCACAGGAGUACCAAUAUCAGCCGGCAAAACAACUACAGCACCAACGAAAGCUCGAGGUAUCACUGAUCCUCUCAGCGGCUUUGGAGUCUCAGCCUGGCUAACACAAACCAGUGGCGCUACGAAUGCGGAGAAGCAGGCGUUCAAGGCAAACCAACGCACAAACGAAAGAAAACAACCAAGGCAAAUCGUUAACCAAGCCGCCUGCUUUCGCAAUCCGUGCUAGUGCUGGACCCGCGACUGGCAUCGGGAUCUGUAGAACCCAAUCAAAGGCCCGUUCCACCGAUACACUAGAAGUGUCGCUGAUCGUUAGUUCUCUUCUGAGCGCAACCGCGCGCAGGCAAGAGUCACACCAGCCACAAUAGCUGCAACCGGCGCCACAAUUUCCGGCGCUCCCUUGCGCUCGCGGAAGAGGGGGCGCGACUCUCGGGCGAGGAUCAGAGUGGUAUCUAACCCCAGUCGGGUGUCUAUAUAUCUGUCCGUCUAUUUGUUGUCACCGUUAACAGACUGUUGCCUUUGCCAGUGCUACGGUGACGCCGGCGGCGAUAGGGGCAAACGUUCGCUUACCACCGCCACUCCAUCUAAACUUCGUAAUUCGCCCCUAGUGGCUUGGGGCCGACUAUCACGAGCGACCCCCACUCCUCUCCCACCCGCCCCCUCCGGGCUCUUUCUUUCGUGGGAAGGUUCCGACCGCCGGCGGGGUUUCAUCUUUUUGCAGUAGCCGUUCACUGUUUCCUGUGCUAUGGUGUGUCGUGCGUCCGUUUCGUCCGUCCGUUGGAUCAGUUGUGCCUCGUCUUUCGUCAGAUUGUGUCGGGUGGUGUCCGUGGUAGUUUGUGGUGGUGAGAUGUCUUGGUUGUGGUGGUUCUUCCUGGUCCUGUAAACCCUUGUUGUCGAUUGUGUUUGGGUCGCAUUGUAAUCGUGGACUCCACAUUCGUUAUUCGGUAAUAGGUCUAUAUUUUCUAACUGUUCUUUUUGUCAUCGUCACUAUUGGCCGCCAUCGUAAUCGAUGAUUGCUUGUGGCUUGUCUGUAGUCAGGAGUUUUGUACUUCAUCUGUGUUGUUGAUCCUCAGUCAGCAUCUAUUAAACCUGUCGUUCUCAAUUCCGUGAUGAUUCUAACGAACACGAGUAGCUUAAGAUUUUUGUUUUCUUUGCAUAUGUGCCGCAUGCGCCUCUAACGGCUCAUGUUGCCUAGGCUGUUGUCUGGUGUUGUGCCGUUGUCGUCCCGUCUUCUUUGUGACAACACCAAACGUUGUUUUCCAACAACGACAACGACAACAACAAUAACAACUGCUACUACAACUAUUACCUGGCAAUGGCAACCACAAGUAAAAUUGCAUAGCUAGCUUUAACGCAAUGGGUGAAUGAAAAAGGAUGAUCAAGUAAGAGACGAAGAGAAUAGAGACUGCCAGAGUCCAGCAAGGGCGCUCUGCAAACCUAUUAUUACAGGUGUGUUAGUUUUGAAGCGUGGAUACUUGUAACAGUUGCGACGUCAGGGGUGCAGGUGCUAUCAUAGUCGAGGUCGAUACAGAGGGUGUGCUAGCGUGUGAAAGAAAGUUCUGCUUAGUUGUCCGUUCGUUGCGUACACGACUUCCUGUCGUUUCUGUUGUGUCGUUGUUUCUGGCCCAUUUUGUUGUUACAUUGCUUUUGAUUUUCCCCAAAGAGCUCGGACGUCGAAGAUUGAGAAUUAACACGAGGUUCAAGUAGGCUAGUGGCAACCAGCAGACCGAAGAGACUCACGGAGUGUCACUAUUCAUUGGUAUACGUAUCGCGUGAAGUUUAUGUGAAUGUCGACAAGUGCGCUGAAUUUAAACUCGUUCUUCUAUCAUAGCAAUCGUAAUGUGUGUACGGUAGAGGUAGUACUAAAUCAUAUAUUGCGCUAGAAGUUGGUUGUUUUGUGAUUAUCGAGAUAUUUCGUUAUAUCUCAUUUCAAACGUCAUCGUCUUUCCUCUGAUUGUAGUCCCAUCAACUGGAUGUUUCCAUCUCGUUAGUUUGUUUCUUCAUCGAUUAAGGUGAUGCUAUUCAACAUGAUCCAUACGCCGCUACUGUCGCUAGUUAGCUUAACGGCUCUAGAAUGGAUAUUUCUUUGAAGUAGUUAUUUUCAGUCAGUGUAAGAUUCAACUUGAGUUUGUUUCUGCCGAACUCCGAGACUGUUUAUAAAUAACAAUCGCGUUUCCCAAUAGUAGUCCGAAAAGUCAAACUAACUGCGAGGUUAUUUGCUGAGUUCCCGACAGUCUAAAUCUCAUCACUUCUUGAAACGAAGCUUCAGGAGAAAAGCCAAAAACACUGUUGAUUUGUUCUUUGUUGUUUACGUUCCGUCAAAUUUGUAUUAAGUGUAUCAAGUAAUGCGUGAAUGCGACCCUAAUCUCUUGUGAUCACUGGUGGGUGUAUAUAGCCCCGUUCGUUGUCACUGUUCUGUGUUCUGUAUCCAGUGUGUUUGAUCGUGACACUCUCCAAUUAAACAACAAAAAAAAAUUACGAAAACAUCUGGCUCAAGCUCACGAAGCCCUAUCUUAAUCAAAUCGAAGCUACAAAGGAAACGUUAGAUCGGAUAUAUGAACUAAAUCUGUCCCUAUCCGAUUAACUGAUGUAGCCUAUAACCUCUACCCAAAAAUGGUCCCCGAUUGCAUCAAGUGCUAGAUCCCUAAGUUAAAUAACCGUUUACCUAAAUGAAGACACAUACAUAAGCUAAAAAGUCAGUCUGAAGACUGUAACAACACAUACUUAUAUAAAAACUGUCAUAGUACGACCUAAUCGAACUCGACAAAGUUCCCAACAUCGAAACAGGACAACUGGAGACCUCAACCAAAACCAUAAAUGCUGCGGUCACGCUGAAUAGGAAUUCCUUGGAUUCUGCACUUGCUGAGAGUAAUCAUCACCCUUUGUACAUAGUCUGUGCGGGACACACAUAACAACAACUAAUGUACAAAGUAUAUGAGAAAGAUUUUCAUACAUGAUCAUUAUCAUAAACAGCCGAUAUUCGCCGUCCUACCUAUACCAACGAAAAGCACAACAGGCCGUUAUUGCAGGCCAUUGUUGCAGUUAUUCAUCCAGCCAUCUACGACUACAUCUUUUUGCCACGAAGACACUUGCUUUUAGCCGCUGUCGCAACUAAUUACCACAGCGACAACCAUGAAGUCAUCAGGUAGCAAUCAGGUUGUUGGAGGAUCCUUUCGUGAGCAGGUGGCCACUGUUAGUAGUUGGUUCGAUGAAUGGAACCCGUGCGAGCAGACUGUCGCAUUAUACUCAUUGCUGAAAAAGCUUGGUCCUGUUCAAGGCCGCUUUCUUGGCCUAUGCCUCUCCCAACAGGGCUUACAAUCGUCGAAGGAGACCCGAAUCACGGAGCAGAAUGCAAACGACCCUGCGUUCGUUCGCCAACUGGAGGGCGCAGAACAGCUUGUCCCACACCUACCACUGUUGAGACCAGGCAACGAAGCCGCGAAACGGGUUUACCUUGAACAGCUCCCCAGGGCGCUGGCUUCUGCCGUAGAUUCAGGUCGAGCUGUAGAGCAAGCACGACAACUUUUAAGCUACGCGCUUAUCCAUCCAGCGUUAGGUGGUGACGAACGCAAGCUGCUUGGCCAGUGGUUACCACACCUUGAGAACUGUCUGGCUGCUCCGCUAGGAUCGCUUGAAACCAUGAACAACAAUAGCAACAAUAACAGCAGCGACAACGUGAAUAAUCUUAACAACAACAAUAAUAACAUUGACGGUGGCAAUAAUAGCAAUAAUACUAACCUGCGACAACAGCACGGGUACCCUCACCACAACGUUACCCACGUGAACCAUCAUCAUCAUCAUCUGAAUAAUAAUAUCCACCUAAACAACAACAACAAUAGCAGUAGCAGCAACAACAAUAAUAAUAAUAAUAUUAGUAAUGCUAACAGCAAUAAUGGAAAUGGCAGUACGCACGGCGGUAUGGCGCCGCUGAACGGACCGUCUGCCCAUGACCCUGCCAUGAGGGACGUGAUGGCUUGGCUGAAGACGCUGCGAUUACACAAGUACGCCAGUCUUUUAAUGAGCAUGACCUAUGAACAGAUGCUGGGCCUGACGGAUGACCAGCUUGAGGCGCAAGGGGUGACGCAGGGUGCGCGGAACAAGCUAAUGUUGAACAUUAGCAAAUUGACCCAAAGGCAGGCGAGGCUGCAGGCAUUGCAAAAGGACGUGGAACGUGGCGAUGCUGAUCUAAAGCAGGUGCUCGACGAGGUGCGGGCCAUGCUUAUCACACCUAUCAAAGGCUACCUGGUACCAGGGGGACAGGCUGAUGGCAAUGGAGUUAAUGCGCCUGCAGAAGGCCGUGCAGGUACCGGAGUCGGUCGAGUAACCAGCGGAGCUUCGUUGCCAAUUUCUGCGCAGACGUCACCUCCUGGCAUUGACGAUAUCCCCUCAGAAAUGACCCGCCUUCUGGGAAGACUUUGCUCAACGCUAUUGGUCUCGCCAAUGCUCGACCAUGGCGGUUUGGUACCAGCUUACGUUCAAGUGCUUGAUAGGUGCCUCUGCCAUGAACAGUUUUGUCAGACGUUGAAGCGACGCCUCUAUACGUGGAAACAGCAGAUGACCCGAUUCGGAAUACGGCGUCGACCGUUCACGCUCCCAUGGGCCGGAAAAGAGGGCCCGAUAGCCUGUGGCACUGGAGGUCUUCUGGGUCCGCCUGCUACGGGCGCUGGAACUGGCCUUGGGGGACCCACCGCUCGGGGAACGACUACGCUUCCAGUGUUCGGAACAGCUCGACCUAUAGGCCAUAUUCAACAUAUCAUGGAACCCGAGUACGAGGAUAGGCUCGAGUCGCUAUGUCUUUCGAUGACAGCGCACGCAAUUGGAGAUACGUUCAACACAUAGUCAACAUAGUGCAAGGAGGAGGACGUGGUGGUUAUCGUCGAAUCAAUCGCAGGGGACGACGACGAAGUCAACAAAUAUAUCGCAAUAACUCACUGAAGUUACGCUAAAACCAUGUUCAUCAACAACAACAACGAAAUAAAAACAGCAGAAUAUGCACAGAGCUGUAAUAUAGCAGAUACUCGCGUUCUGUAAAAAAUGGCAAGAAAAAAGAGAUUGAACAUGAACUGUCCGGAUCGAACCGAACUCACGUUGCCAACGCUGAAAGCUGAUUCAACAGUAGAAAAACAAGAUGUGCUUGCGACGUGUCGAAUCUGAUGCAAUAGCAACCGGGAGAGCAUAGCAAAAAAACAUUGCCCAUACCCAAGAUCAACCCGCCAAAGCAUAAAAAAAGCGUUAAAGCAGCCGACACGAGUAGGGUAAAAAAGGUGACCAAUGUAAAGCAAAAAGGAAGUGCUUUACACCGUUCCCCCUGCAUUGUCAGACACGUUAUAACAGGAUGGCAGUGUUUCUUAUAAAAGGUUGCUUCAAAUACAUAUUUGGCUAGACAUUUGUUCCUUUUCCUAUACAACAUUUUUUCCCUGAAUGAUAAAAAGAAAACAAUGUUUGCCAUACGAUACGCAAACUUGCGUUUGCUGUGAAGUUGAAGAUGACCUCAAAUGUGUGGCCUACACCCUCAGAACGCUCCACUUCAGGAUGAUGCGUGAGCCAGUCGGAAAGCACGGAAACAAUGCAAUGCAUUGACAACAUUUAUUGGACAAAACAUCUAACCCUUUCCACUAGCUGAAAAAUACCUGAUGAUAUACAGUUUUUCGUGCAGCAAGUAGAGAUUUUGUUUGAAAAUUUUGUGGAGCCGAUAAAAACCGCAAACUCGUCGUGUCGAUUCUAUUACUCAUAGAUGCAAUAACGGCGUUGUUCUCUCUUCAAGCAACUCUAAUAAAAAGGAGGUCACUAAAACGUAAAAACGACCGUCAUAAAGAUUUACCGCACGCAUGAAUGUUGUGUUUGUCUAAAUAGCGUAACUGCCAAUGAAUGUUUCUCGUGUACAUCUUUGUCAGCACUGAUCAGUGGACGGCGGCUUUUCGGCUAAAUCGUUCUUCAUCGAUAGCGGUAAAUAAAAGACGUUAUUUGCUGCGAUACGUUGCCACCGCUCGCACCUCACCGUUUAAAAAAAUAAACACGGUCCUAUCUUCGAUAUUUUAUUGUAUGCAGCAAAUCGACGAAGAGAGGCAAAUCGUUGAUAGGAAAAGCACCAGUUAACGUUAAGGACACAUUUGCAAUUCGAGCGAUUGCCCCAGCACAACAAGGACGAAGAGGGAAAAUGAUUAUCAACGCAGGGCUGUGGAACGUCGUAGAUGCACCGUAUAGCGUACGGGCAACCCGUAUCUUCAAAACAAAAACAUUCGAUUUGAACGUAACCUCUCACCAGACGUUUUGGGAAAGGCGAAAGAUGUUUGACCAGCAGUCGUUGUUUGAUACGGCGUAAAUUCGGCUUCGUUAUCGUCAACCGAAGGCCUGAAGCAGAAAAUUUGUACCAAGUGGAUUACUAUAUCAGGGAAAUUGAGUGGGGAUAAACCCGACAUAAAAAAAUACUUCUCUCUAGGUAAAUAGGUUCAAUCAAAUAAAAAAAAUAAUUGCAAACGGAUAAAAAUUGUACUACUGUCGGUGCGUGACAUAGUUAUAUGAAACCGAACGCUGCAUAAAUUACGUAAUAGAAGAUAAUUAGAUUGUUAUCAUGACAUUGAUAUUGUCGAUGACGAAUGUACCCCGCCUGUUUUUCCCGCUUGGAUGUCGCAUUCAUAGUAUUAUGUGAAAUUGCGAAAAUUGCUAACGAAUAGAACAACGACGUUUAAUGUAACUAACAAUGAUGAUCAUGCACCUGAUGAAGAUCGUGUUAAUGCUCGUUACGAUUCACUAUGAUCAUUACGCUUGCAAGAUGUUUCAUUUUCUGAGAAGGCCUGAAAAACGUUCAGCAAACAUUGAGCUAGCAGAUAAACUUUCCACAAAUAUGGCAGUAUAACAAUAGAGUUUUGCGUGUACGCACAUAAAUGAGAUUGCAUCACAUACCAUCGGAGAAGGCGAUAGCCGACCAGCCAACCAGCCGCACCAAUGAAUAAAGGCGAUCCUGUUUAUUCUGUACAAAGUAAUAAUAACAACGGAAAACCGACUGAGCUAAUUCAGCGGUCGUUAUUGUCGUUGUUAUUGCUAGUGAAUCACUCGGUGACUGCGGGAUGCCAUAAGUAAAUACAGAGGAAAAAAGGAAGAUGAAUUUUUCAAAAGCAUAUACUAAAUGUAUCAUCACAAAGACUACGGCAACACUACCGCAACGGGUGAAAAACAUUUUACACGGAGCCAUCCUACUACAAUCUCUUCUUGUGUGAACUCUCUUUCAUAUGCACACAAAUUAUAUACACGAGCGUGCACAUUUCGAACAGAAGCAAAAACAGCCUUCUGGUACUGAAUAUAUAGUUCGACAGUUUUAGUCUAUCGUAUUUUAAAGAACACCAAUAUAUUAAUAAACCUAUUAUUGAUUUACGAUUUGCUAUUAUUACUAGACGACUAUAAUAACCGAGUGAUUGACUGAUUGAUUGACUGAUCGUGAAGAAAGGAAGGGAAAGGAAUUCACUGAUUCAUUAAAGCCAUUCGGUGCGGGUUUGCGAAUGUCGGCAAGAGAAUCAUUGUUAAGUGAAUCAUUGUCAAUGCCGGUGAAGCUGCGCUUCACCAUUGCAAAAUAAAAAAACAGAUUACCUACGCUAAUUCGCUCUACGGCAUAUUCCUGGUAUGUAAAUACCUCCUCCCCGCCAUUUUUCACUAAGCUGGGAAACUAUUGGAGCACGAUAGUAAUGCACGAUUUAAAAAAACAACAGAAAUAAAUAACUUCUAGGCGAGAAGACACAAAAAAAAACACUUACAAAAGAGAUAAACGAAAAACUAAAAAAAUGCAAUAAAAAGUCUGUAAAUGGAAAACAUAUAUAUGCUGGAAGCGACGUCGCUAUUGUCAGUAAAUAUAUGUAAUUAUAUGUGACAAAAAUAGCAAAUAAUCCUAGCUACACUACGAUUUGGCUGCGUGGUGGCGAGAAAGUUUCGAGAGAGAAAUAUCUUUGCCCCUAUUGGUGGUCGUAAAAACUUGUUUCUUUGACUAGAUUAUAUUAUUAGAUUGCCUACUAAAUAAACAUUCUCCGUUGUUUUCAAACUAAUAAGACCUGAAAAACUGAAUUAUGUUUCGAGCUGGUCUAACGUUUAAAUAUGUGAUCGAACAAACGAUCUAUAAACAUUAGUUCCGUCAAAAAAUGGCCAGUUCCUUAGUUCAAAAUUCUAAAUAAAUGAUAAUACAACAGGAGGCUACAAGUGGCCACCACCUCGAACUAAAUACCCGUAACGAUGUACAAUUUGAGGUGGGGUAAAUUAUUACAGUCGAUAGAAAACGAUAAAAGGUACAGAUGCACACGAAGUGUAAAAACAACACUGACAUUUUAACAUGAAGCAACAAGCUCUCCAGAAUAUAGAAGACAAAAAGCAAAACUCAAACCAAAAUGAAGGAAAAGCAAAAGCACCAUUCAUGCUAUCACCGGACGCUGGCGACGGUGUUGUUAAACAUUAUAGAUAGACGUGGGUUAUAUACAGUAGAUAGUGAAACGUAGAGUGGAAAAGGCAGUUUCGAUCAGAUUUCAGAAUUUUAGAUGGAUGGUCGAGCGAUCUAGUAACCAAUAAUGGCCCACCAAGAUGCAGGAUGAUGCAAAGCGAACAGAUACUGUAAAUAAGCAAAUAGGGAGAGGCAGUUGAAAAGGGUUGCUUAUUAACUAGACUUGAAAAGUGUUGAUAAAUUAAUCAGUACGAUAUUUGUCGUUUUACAUAUUGGCACAGAUUUGGGCUUCACAAAAAACAGCUUCGACACCAAUGGCAUCCUAAAAGCAGUGUAUCGAUGGGGCCUGUACUUUGGUUAAAAUUACUACGAAUUAUUGUUGUCGCCGUGUCUCUCAGCUAUUACGUAUACGGUGGACGAAUCCGUCAAGUAUUGGUAAUAUGCGUCCGUUUGCAUUUUUCUAACUUAACCGCUAAAUUGUUUCGGACCUUUAAUAAAAAAAACUAAAAGAGAAUGUACUUACACGAUCCAACAUGAAUUGUCUACUGCAAUCUGUCCGAAAAUACAAAUUAAAAACUGGUCAGGAAAUAGAAUUAUUAACGAAAUGUUGAAGUAGAUUUACUCAUGCAGUCUGCUUGGUACGGGCAUCACGAUUUUCGAUAGGGAUGGCGUCAAUAACGUUAGCGACACCAAUAAAUCUGAGUAGAUAUUCGAGCGACAUUCCUAAAAAUCUGAGUACUGUUCGCUAGGAAGACUACUUUAGGUGCGACGCUAUCUGAAGCCUGAAUCGCUCCCGAUGGUAACUGACCAAUUUGCCUUUUCUCUAACGCCAUUCUUCUUUUGCUAUCAGAGAAAAAUAAAAUCAUGUGUAAACCCCUCACGAGACAUAUAUAAGUAAAUUGGAAAAUCAAACAAUAAAAAAAGGACAACGAUCAAGUGAAAGUUUAAAAGAAGCCGUA
Varroa destructor (honeybee mite) is the source of this 13632-nucleotide messenger RNA. RefSeq names its product protein Smaug homolog 1-like. Gene Ontology annotation, biological process: negative regulation of translation; nuclear-transcribed mRNA poly(A) tail shortening. The record is from RefSeq and is a predicted model, not a curated record. Lineage: Eukaryota; Metazoa; Arthropoda; Arachnida; Mesostigmata; Varroidae. Gene Ontology annotation, molecular function: translation repressor activity; protein binding; mRNA binding. Gene Ontology annotation, cellular component: P-body.